AUACUCCUCCUCCACUGAAACCAGCAGCAGGUGGAUGAUAAGUGCACCAGGAAACGCGGUGUUUGAGACAAAGCUUUGGCUUAGGGCAAUAUAGCACCUUUUUUCAUUGCAGUUGAGGGUGUGUACCUGCGAUUUUAUGGUCACCCAGUCCAAAGACCAGCCAAUGUGGUGCGGGAGCUAACAAAUCUGUCCGAUAAUGGAAAGUUAACUAUAGCCAGCUGUGGAUUAUAAAUGCUCAAGGGACUUCUAUUAUUCUUUCUGUCACAAGCUAUAGUGUGACAUCGUGUUUUGUUUGUUUAGUUUGGUUUAAUAUUUUAGUUUUUGGAGAGAUCUUUACAAUGGAAAUACGAGAAAGGAUUUUGUUUUGCUGCCAGGCGACCUUUCCAUGUUUUGAUAAACAAACCUCAAACACUAACAACUCAAUAAAAAAGAAAGAAAUCGUGAUAAUUAAAAAUGAUAAUGCGAUGGAACACAACACUCGAGUUUUGCCACCAAUACCCCCGGAAAGACCGGCGUAUAUUUAUAUUGCUCUCUACGACUACACCGCUCGAACGGAGGAGGACAUAAGUUGCAAUGCCGGAGACAAGUUGGAAGUGUUGGACAAGAGUGCUGGAGAUUGGUGGUACGCUAAAGCGCUCACCGGGAUUUCAGCUGACAAGAAAGGUUACCUUCCUGCUAAUUAUGUGGCACCGGUGGAAAGUCUUGAUGCUGAGCCAUGGUAUUUUGCUGACACUAAGAGACUUGAUGCAGAAAAGCUAUUGUUGGCAGAGGGUAACAGCCAUGGGUCAUUCCUCAUUAGACAAUGUGAGAGCCAGAUGGGGGAAUUGUCACUUUCAGUGUUGGACAAGGGUAAGGUGAAGCACUAUAAACUGAAAAGAUCGGACAACGGUACCUACUUUGUGUCGAGGAUCAGAAACUUUGUAACUCUGAGAGAGUUGGUUGAACAUUACUCAAAGCAUGAGGAUGGUCUUUGUGUGCGACUAGGCGAACCAUGUAAAAAGAGUGUGGCGCCCCAGACCCAUGGCUUGUCCUACAACACUGCUGACCACUGGGAGAUCGAACGCAGCUCUGUAAGACUGUUGAAUAAACUCGGAGCCGGCCAGUUUGGAGAAGUCUUCGAAGGCGUAUGGAACGACACCACAUCAGUCGCAGUAAAGACCCUCAAACCAGGCUCCAUGGAUCCUAAGGACUUCCUCAGAGAGGCCCAGAUUAUGAAGAAGCUCCGACAUCCUAAAUUGAUCCAGCUGUAUGCUGUAUGUACGGUGGCCGAGCCCAUCUACAUCAUCACUGAACUGAUGAGUAACGGCAGCUUGCUGGAGUACCUGCAGAAGGACAAGGGUACGAAGCUGCGGAUUUCUGACCAGAUAGAGAUGGCCGCCCAGGUGGCUGCUGGGAUGGCCUACCUGGAGCUGCAGAACUACAUCCACAGAGACCUGGCGGCCAGGAACGUCCUUGUGGGUGAAAACAACAUCUGCAAGGUGGCAGACUUCGGCCUUGCCAGGGUCUUCAUGGACCAGAGUGACGAGAAUGUGUAUGAAGCCAGUGAGGGCACCAAGUUCCCUGUGAAGUGGACCGCACCAGAAGCCAUCCACGGAAACAAGUUCACUAUCAAGUCGGAUAUCUGGUCCUUCGGCAUCUUGCUGUAUGAGAUAAUGACCUUUGGACAGAUGCCUUACCCAACCAUGACCAACUAUCAGGUGGUCCAGAGGCUUCCCACAGGGUACAGGAUGACUUGCCCACCGCACUGUCCCAAGGUGAUGUACGAGAUCAUGGUGGACUGCUGGAAGGAGAAUGAAAUGGACCGGCCCACCUUUGAGACCCUCCAGUGGAAGCUGGAAGACUUCUUUGACCUGGACGUGAGUUCCUAUGACGAUGCCAACCGUUACUAGGACAACACAGUAGGCCAUGAUGCUCUGUCCACGCCUGUAAAUGUUCAAGCUCAAGAUGUGGAGUUAUUCCAACAAUGACAAAGUUUUACAUUUAUAGUUGUUUGUACACAGCAUAUAAUGGCAUUCAUUUUUGUGUCAUUUAAUGUUUUGAGGGUCUAUUUAUAAGAAUUCUAGCAGGUGAGCAAACACAAUUUUCUAGGGAGUUGUUGUCCAAGAAAUGGAAAAUGAUUUGUUUCAAAAUUCAGGUGUAAACAAACCCUCUAGAUUGACCAGAGCAUAUAUACAAGAUGACUAGUAUAUUCAGAAACCACUGUUAUACAGUCAUCAAAAGACUGUAUGGAGAAACUGGGGAAUCUUUCCGACCAGUGUAAGUAGUUUCUGACACUCCCUAGUCCUGCUUUGUUAGUUAACUAAAUGCACUUUGUAAAGGGGGUUAUGCUGGGCAGCAGCUGAAACCUGUCUGCCUCUGGCACAUCCCACUUAACAGCCGCUCUCAGAUAAGCUGUGAAACAAGCCCUCCAGUCGAUGAACCGGUUUGGUGACACAGCAUAACGGACAUACUUCCACAGUACUCACAGCCACUUGUGAGCAUGAGCCAAGUUGUGUUCAUAUGGAAUCUCUAUAAGUUAGUUUUGUUCAUGUCCCAAGUGCCACACACCCGACCAAUACAACACGUGGGUUAGAUAUGUUGUUAGAUGUGUUGACCGUGACACCAGUCGGUGACACUUUUCUGGUGAUCAGAUCUUGUUGUGCCCUAACCUCUGUGGUACACGCCUCAGCAGUUAUGCGGUUCUGAUGUCAUGGAAGUAAAGAACAGGACAGACAGCAUGUCUGCCCGUCACACUAGUCUGUUCCUUUACCUUGAUUGAAUGUUGGAUGGCAGCUGUAGAAUGUUGGAAUGUGACGUCCUCCUUCCUUUCUGUAUGAUGAAGCUCUUGUAUAGUCCUCUGACUGAUGAUACAUUUCUCACUGGACUGGCAAGAGCACAAUUUUAGUUAAGCGGGGGGUGAAGAUGAUGACAAUGUUGAUGACAAUGAGGACGACAAUGAGGACGAUAUGGGCUUAUCAUUCCGUGUUUUCCAAUGUUAAAGUGUCUGUAAAUUUUUCUACAGGAAGUGUUAAAUUGAUUACAUUAUCCACAUGAGUGUGAGAUUGUCUUCUUUAAUGCAUAUAAAUGAUUCAAAAACAAUUUUCGUUAUUUUAUUUGUUGGAUUUUAAUUAUUGAUGUAUUACGAGCCUUGUUGCAUAAGUGUCUUUACUGGGAUUGCCAAUGCCAAAUGCUACCUAAAACCUUUUUACAGUUUAAUAAUGUUAUAAUUAUUCAUCAUAAUAACAGACCUGGAUUGGUCAAUGUGGCCAAUUUAUUGUGACGUUUUCUCUAUUCCAAUAAAGUACAUCGCCACAUGGUGGUGCUCACGUUC
Molecule: messenger RNA, 3310 nt
Organism: Osmerus eperlanus (European smelt)
Lineage: Eukaryota; Metazoa; Chordata; Actinopteri; Osmeriformes; Osmeridae
Gene: frk
Product: fyn-related Src family tyrosine kinase
Exons: 8
Coding region: 339-1889 (516 amino acids)
Biological process (GO): innate immune response; protein phosphorylation; cell differentiation
Cellular component (GO): extrinsic component of cytoplasmic side of plasma membrane
Molecular function (GO): non-membrane spanning protein tyrosine kinase activity; ATP binding; signaling receptor binding
Source: RefSeq, a predicted model, not a curated record